AUGUGUCACGGUUAUAACAUUGAUGUAAAUGAGACAACAGAGUUAAUACAUCAUAUAUAUAACAGCACAAUGACAGAUCAUUUAGAAGAGAUUAUAAACCUGAUUGUAUCAGAAGACCAAAACCAAAUUUAUAAAGGGUAUCAAUCUUUGAUUGAAUAUCUCAAAACACAUACCGUCGAGGAUAAACAAAUAGUAUAUAAUAUAUUUGAAUACAUUGUAUUUCAUUUAGAUUACAAUGUUUUAGUUGAAAAUCUUAAUAAUAUAAAUAAUAAUAAUAAUAAUAAUAGUAAUACAUCAACUAAUAGUAAUAAUAAUAAUAAUGACUCAAUGGUAGUGAUAAUUGAAGAUGAUUUAUAUACAAUGACAACAUCAUUGAAUUUUGAAUUAAUUGUUAAAGUGUUGGAAGCUUGGAGUUGUUCAUUGGACUAUUUGGAAGGUUCACAAGAGGAUAUAGGAUUGUUGGAACGUGCCAUAAAGUCCGUUGUCACUAGAUACAUUGGUAACAAGAAUCCAAUGUUGUCUGAAGCAGUAGAUACCAUUGUACAGGGAUUGAUCAAAACAUCGUAUGCUAGUGAUGUGGUGUUGGAUGGGUUGUCUCAAUCAAUUGUCGAUUGUGAUUGGAAAAAGAGAUGGCAUUCAUUGGUACUCCUUUCAAUGGCCGUUACAACAUCUAGUAUUCGUCUCUCGGAAAAGAUUAUUUCUCAACGUGCUGAAAUGGUUCGUGAUAUCGUGUCACUUGUAAACGACCCAAAUAGACGUGUUGGAGAACAGAGUCUUCAAUUGUUAGAGUUACUGUAUACAGAGGAUGGAUCAGAUGAAUUCAUUCACCAAUUCAUCCUCAAUGACAUUACAUUGGAUAAUCAAGUAAAACAAUCAAUCUUUGAAAGAUUAGGAAUUCAAGUUAAAUUUGUUGAUGAAGAUGGUCAUGACAUUGAACAACAACCACAUCUCCAACAACACCAACAAUCAGAUCAAUAUGAAUCACAAAAUAAUAAUAGUUUUAAUAAUAAUAAUAAUAAUAAUAAUAAUAUGUUCCUCAACAAUCAUUCCUAUGAUCAUAGUUAUAACUAUAAUAAUCGAUCAGUUGAAUCUGUCACAUCUGCAUUUUCAUCCUCUUCCACUUUUUCAACUCAUUCAUCAUUUGAUUCUGGUAUUAAAACUAGUAGUAAACCAAUUAAACAACAACAACAACAACAACAACAAAUGGAUCCAUUUGGUUUAACUUUAAUGAAUAAUGGUAUUAAUGAAAGAGAAUUUGAAAGAAGAACAAUGGAUAUUAUUGAUAAAUUAUCAAGUUCAAGUGUAGAUUGGGAUAUUAAAGUUAAUAAUUUAUUAAAAUUCCAAGCAUUGUUGGGAGAGGGAGUCAAGGAUUUAUCAAACUUUACAUCGCUUUUCCACAAGAUUCUCGAUCCCCUUUUGACAUUGACCAAGGAUAUUAGAUCACAACUUUUAAAGGAAGCUUGUAACACUGUGACAACGAUUGCUCAGCAACUUGGUCAUUCAUUUGAUCCAUAUGCUGAUAGAUUUAUUCAAGUUUUAUUAAAGAAUGUUAUUGUUACUAUUCAAGCAAUUGCAGAAGCAAGUGAUAAAUGUAUAAAAAAUAUUAUAGCAUCUAGUUAUUCAACAAAAAUAUUACCUAGAUUUACAGAAUCAUUGGUUGGUGGAAAGAGUGCAGUGUUGAGAACACGUUGUAGCGAAUACAUACAUUUAAUGCUUCAACAUAUUCCCAAGGAGAGUUUGGAUAGCAAGUUGGUACUGGUCGAGCCUGCCAUCAAGGCUGGUCUCGUAGACAGCAAUCCAGACGUACGUGCCACCUGUCGUCAAUCAUUCCUAUUGUAUGCAUCCAACUGGCCAACCAAAGCAAAUGAACUGUACAAACAUUUUGAUCCAAACACUAAAAAAGCAAUUGAUAAAGAAAGACAAUCAUCAUAUCAACCUCAACAACAACAACAACAACAACAAAAAGUGACAACUCCCUCUACUUUAAAAUAUAAUAAUAAUAAUGUAAAUAGUAUCAAUAAUAACCUCCACAAAAAUUCACCAAAGAAAAGAUUACAAUCAAGUCAAAAUAUCAACAGUAGCAGUAAUAAUAAUAAUAAUAAUAAUAUGAAUCCAAAAAAACAAAUGAAAACAAUGAUGGAUCAAGAAAAUGGAUAUGGUCAACUUUCAAGUUCAUCUAGAAACCAAACCAUUCCAUCACGUAGUGUUCUUUCAUCUCUACCAACCAAUAGUAAUUCACCAUCGACAACCUCUUCAUCCAUUGCAACUGCUGCCAAACUUGGAAUGUCAUCUUUAACCUUGUCCACCACAUCUAACUCAUCGUCAUGUUCAUCUAAUAGUUCAAAUUCAUCACUCACUGACAAGAGAGCUGAAUUUAUAAAUAGAAUUAUUCAAUCCAAUAAUAAUAACAGCGUUCCAACAAACAACAACGGUCAAAUGUUAUUAAAUAAUGUUUAUUCACCAAAACUUACAUCAAUUACCAAUUUACAACCAACUAGAAUACCAAUAUCAAAUCCAACCGUUACAUUGACUCCUCAACAACAUCAUAAUCAUCAUCAACAUCAACAUCAUCAACAACUGUAUACGUCCACUUCUUCAUUGUCCUCGGUUCCUACUACAAACACCACCACAACAACAUCAGCAGCUACACCAUCUCAACAAAAGGAAAUUAAAAAUUAUGUAGAAGAUUUAAUCAAAGGGAAAAGACAAGCAUCACAUCUUUUACUACCAUUAUCAAACGGUUUAUCUCCAACUGUUGCCAAGGCUCCAACCUCUAGACCAAAGUCUGUCCACUUUUCAAAUGAAUUAAGAAUUGAUGAUUUAUCUUAA
Cavenderia fasciculata is the source of this 2829-nucleotide messenger RNA. RefSeq names its product CLIP-associating protein (gene clasp). Gene Ontology annotation, cellular component: cytoplasmic microtubule. Lineage: Eukaryota; Evosea; Eumycetozoa; Acytosteliales; Cavenderiaceae. Gene Ontology annotation, molecular function: microtubule binding. The transcript is spliced from 4 exons. The record is from RefSeq and is a predicted model, not a curated record. Bases 1 to 2829 code for a protein of 942 amino acids. Gene Ontology annotation, biological process: microtubule cytoskeleton organization.